CACAUAUCUAAUUGCUGGGUUCCAUCUCUGCCAUCAGCUGGCACAUUACGUGAACCUCGAAGAGAUUUUUAAAAAACAAUAAAUUGGAAUCAAAAUGAAUCAAGCCGAUGUCAGCAAGCUAAUGUCGCAGCUGCGAAUUGCAGUGCGACCCAACAAAAGGCAUUUAAAGAACGCAGAUGGACCAGAGGGUCGCUUACUGAAGCUGAGAAAAACAGUAACAGCGUUGGUCAAGCACGAGAGGAUUGAACUAUUCUACAAUAGAGCAGAUGAGGCGCGUGGCUAUGCGGAAUUACUAAUUUCAAAUGCAAUACGUCAUGGUGAUCGGCACAAGUCAACUAUGGAGAUGGCAGACUAUUGGCUGUUGGAAAAGCAACUAGUACACAAGCUGUUUAAGGUGCUGGUGCCACGAUAUGAGAACUACAAUAUAUCUUAUACACGCAUGUUUAAGGCUCCUCGCGACUAUCCCGGCAUUUACUACAGAAAAUCUGUGUUGGAGCUGCGCGGCAAUCCCUAUCCUGUGUUGACGCCGGAUAAUUCCCAAAACCGCAAUCUGUUGCACAAUGUGCUGCUGGAUGAGGCACGCAAGGAAUUCCGACGUGAGAAGCUCACAAAUUUGGCACAAAAACUUGCAACAGAGAUGGACAAAGUGAAUCCUGGCUUAACCUCCACAUCAGACCACACAACAAAUGCCACAGAGCAGCAAUAUUCACAGGGUGAACAGCCGGAAACAAAACUAUGAGCGUUAAUUGUUAGUAAAAAGAGAUAAAAUUAAAUUUUUCUA
Molecule: messenger RNA, 781 nt
Organism: Drosophila busckii
Lineage: Eukaryota; Metazoa; Arthropoda; Insecta; Diptera; Drosophilidae
Gene: mRpL17
Product: 39S ribosomal protein L17, mitochondrial
Exons: 2
Coding region: 95-739 (214 amino acids)
Biological process (GO): translation
Cellular component (GO): mitochondrial large ribosomal subunit; ribosome
Molecular function (GO): structural constituent of ribosome
Source: RefSeq, a predicted model, not a curated record